GAUCUCUCCGCCUUCCCCAGACCAGACCCGCCCACAGAACCCAACCCAAUAGACACACUGACUCGAGGAAACAAGCGAAGACCUCCUCCUCCUCCUCCUGCUCCUCUUUCUCCAUAAACAAGAGAAUUAUAUAUAUAUAUAUAUAUAUAUAUAUAUAUAAAGAUAGAAAAAAAAAAUAAAUAAAUAAAAAAUAUAUAUAUAUAUUAGCCCAAAACCCCAGAAGCCCUCGGAGACUCCGUCGAUCAGCCGGGGAGUUGGGAUCUGAGUACCGACGGACGGUGAGAGUCGGAGAAGAUGUACAAGAACCAGCUGCAAGAGCUGGCGCAGCGUAGCUGCUUCAACUUGCCGUCCUACACCUGUAUCAGAGAAGGCCCAGACCAUGCGCCGCGCUUCAAGGCCACGGUGAACUUCAAUGGUGAGGUUUUCGAGAGUCCCGGCUUCUGCACCACGCUCCGUCAGGCCGAGCACUCUGCCGCCGAGAUCGCUCUCAAUGCCCUAUCCUCCCGUGGCCCCUCGCACUCCCUUGCCGCCCGCAUCUUGGAUGAAACAGGUGUUUACAAGAACCUUUUACAGGAAAUUGCACAGAGGGUUGGAGCACCAUUACCUUCAUACACAACCUACAGAUCUGGUCUUGGACACCUGCCAGUAUUCACAGGCAUAGUCGAACUUGCUGGGAUCACCUUCAAAGGUGAGCCAGCUAAGAGUAAGAAGCAGGCAGAGAAGAAUGCAGCCAUGGCAGCAUGGUCUUCCUUGAAGCAAUUGGCACGCGAAGCAGCAAGCUCAUCAGUGGAGCCAGAGAAUAACGAUGAGCAGGAGCAGAUCACCAUAGCCCGAGCUCUACUGAACUACCGGCUUAAGGAAAAGAUGGCUAUGGCAAAUGACCCCAACGCCACAACAUUACCCAUGAAGUUCAUGAUGCAGCCGGAUAAAAAGCCAUCAUCCAUCCAGCCACCUCCGACUGAAUCAAAGAUCCUAUCCCUUAUUCGACCAAAAUCAGCUCAAAGAAUCCGGCCCACCUCUCCAGUAUCAUCUCAUAAUGCCGUUUGGCCCUUGGUGUCGCAACCUGAUAUUCGUGGGAGUCGGCCACACAAAUUCCCUGCGGCUGGAGCGGCUCCUUACAUCCCUGUGCAGCACCUCAGAAGACCUUACCAUGCCAUGGCUCCCCCAGUGACUAUUAGGACUGCAGUACCAGUUUACUCAGCACCACCACUCCCACCACCAGCCAGGCAUCAACUUAGGCCUGUUGUGACCCCUCCAGUGAGAAUGGCUUCACCUGUUCGCAUUAGGCCGAUUGUGCCAGUUUUUGCCGCUCCACCUCAAUCUCCGGCUGUGAUUCCAGCUCAGGUAAAGGAGCCUCUACCUCAAUCUCCAGCUGUGAUUCCAGCUCAAAUAAAGGAGUCUCUACCUCAACUUUCUCCUGAGGUAACUCCAACAAUCAAGGUGCAGAGGGCAACUCGAACUCCAACCCUCAAGGAUGAGAAGAACAUGAACAAUGAACUUGACGAAAUGCACAGAUCUGCGGUAAUGCAAUGUGUGAAGGAACUUGCAAUAUAGAUGGCAUCUUGAGUUCAAGGAUCCUUGAGAAGGCAUCCAUGUCUGUUUUAUUUUCUUCACCUUCGGCACCAGUCUAUUCCGGUUGGUUGGGGUUGAGGUGGUUUUUUUUUUGGUCUCAGCUAUAUGGAAUUUGAGUAGGCUACAAUUGUUCCAGUAUCUUAGCUUUGAUUCAUAGAAGUAAAAUUGCAGCGGUAGGCAAUUCAAAUGAAUGCAGAUAUCCGGCAUCUAGGAGUUAUUUUUGCUUAUUUGGCUUAAAGAUAUGGAAAUGGGAUAUAUUUUUUUUUCCUUCAGCUUUAGGCAAUUGUGUGGCUAUGUUCGUGUAUGACCUAAUGCAGGUUCUAGGAGGAAAACAGUCCAGUGUAGAUAUAUGUUAACAGUUGGGCUGCCUUUUCUCUACUUCUUAUCCCUGUUCAUCAAGAAAUAAUAAUCCAUGUUUGAUGUU
This is a messenger RNA of Dioscorea cayenensis subsp. rotundata (Guinea yam), 1996 nucleotides long. Its product is annotated as double-stranded RNA-binding protein 6-like. The record is from RefSeq and is a predicted model, not a curated record. NCBI's taxonomy places the organism in Eukaryota, Viridiplantae, Streptophyta, Magnoliopsida, Dioscoreales, Dioscoreaceae. Gene Ontology annotation, molecular function: double-stranded RNA binding. The transcript has 3 exons. Bases 295 to 1554 code for a protein of 419 amino acids.